UUCAGUGACUUCCUUGUUGUAAGCGCCGGCCCCACAGUGUCCGGACUCGUAGCCCCGCUGUGCUUACCGGGACUGCUAGCCCGAGUCUAGGUCGCAGCCGCAGCCCCACUCCAUCGGUUCUCCUUUCAGCGCAGGUCCUUUCCGCAAGUCCCGCUCUCUCUAACAUGCCCAACCCUAGCUGCACCUCCUCUCCCUACCCCCUCCCUGAGGAAAUUAGGAACCUGUUGGCAGAUAUUGAAACAUUUGUAGCAGACAUACUGAGAGGGGAAAAUUUAUCCAAGAAAGCAAAGGAAAAGAGAGAAUCCCUUAUUAAGAAGAUAAAAGAUGUAAAGUCUACUUAUCUUCAGGAAUUUCAGGACAAAGGUGACGCAGAAGAUGGGGAAGAAUAUGAUGACCCUUUUCCUGGGCCCCCAGACACGAUCUCAGUAGCCUCAGAACGAUUUGAUAAAGAUGAUGAUGCCACCUCUGAUGGAAACCAGUUUCCUCCAAUUGCAGCACAGGAUCUUCCUUUUGUUUUAAAGGCUGGCUACCUUGAAAAACGCAGAAAAGAUCACAGCUUUCUGGGAUUUGAAUGGCAGAAACGGUGGUGUGCUCUCAGUAAAACAGUAUUCUAUUAUUAUGGAAGCGAUAAAGACAAACAGCAGAAAGGUGAAUUUGCGAUAGAUGGCUACCACGUCAGAAUGAAUAACACCCUUAGGAAGGAUGGAAAGAAAGAUUGCUGUUUUGAAAUCUCUGCUCCUGAUAAACGUGUCUAUCAGUUUACAGCAGCUUCUCCCAAAGAUGCCGAGGAAUGGGUACAGCAGCUGAAAUUUGUAUUACAAGAUAUGGAAUCUGAUAUUAUUCCUGAAGAUGAUGACGAAAGAGGAGAAUUAUAUGAUGAUGUUGAUCACCCUCUACCACCAAUGAGCAGUCCACAAAAAGGCAGCCAGCCAAUCGAUGAUGAAAUUUAUGAAGAGCUUCCAGAAGACGAAGAAGACAGUGCUUCAGUGAAAAUGGAAGAACAAAGGAGGAAGAUGAGUCAGGACAGUGUUUCUAACACUUCCGGAGAUAAAAACACUGAUUAUGCUAAUUUUUACCAGGGUUUGUGGGACUGCACAGGAGCUCUUUCUGAUGAGUUGUCAUUUAAACGUGGUGAUGUGAUUUACAUUCUUAGCAAGGAAUACAAUAGAUAUGGCUGGUGGGUAGGAGAAAUGAAGGGAGCCAUUGGCUUGGUGCCUAAAGCCUACGUAAUGGAGAUGUAUGAUAUUUGAGAGUCUUGGAAAAGGAAGAUUCUGUGGCUGUGGGCAAGUGCUUUGGAUCUAGAGGCAUCAUGAAAGCAGGAGUGGCAGCUCAUAACCUUUCUUUGUUUUGUUGAGCAUCGUUUGUCUUCGACGGUUAUUUUAUGUAGUCAUUUGUUAUACUAUUCCUCUGAUGUGAAAUUAAAUGAAGGGUAUUAAUGUAAAAUAGAUGCAAACAGUGAAGUUAUACCUGUUGCUUUUUUGCAAAGAAAUAAGUGGUUUUUAUUUACCCAUCUGAUUUGUGUGAAGAAUUCAGCACUAUUUUAUAUGUACUACAUAGUUAACUGUUACUUCUAGUGUGAGUUCUAAUUCCUCUUAAUUAUUGGAGAUUAUUUUUUAGAAUGUAAUAUGUAAUUUCGUAGAAAAUUUAAUUGAAUAUGUUAGGCAAAGUUUUGAUAGGUGCUAUCUAAAGAAUGUGGAGCCCUGGUGGCAUAGUGGUUAAGAGCUCUGCUGCUAACUGGAAGGUUGGUAGUUCGAAUCUACCAGCCACUCCUUGGAAACUCCAUGGGGUAGUUCUACUCUGUCCUGUGGGGUUGCUUUGAGUUGGAAUUGACUCAAUGGCAAUGGGUUUGGCUUUUUUUUGGCGGGGGGGGGGGCAGGGGGGUCUAAAGAAUGUGGCUUUAUUAAAGCUUUGUAGAUGAUUUAUCUUUAGUAUUUUUCAUACGAUACUGUUUUCUUGAAAGAAUUUUUACUGAUGGGCAAAUCUACUUUAUGUUUAGUAUAGCCACAAGAAAAAAAAAAAUAGAAUUGCA
This is a messenger RNA of Loxodonta africana (African savanna elephant), 2029 nucleotides long. It is a transcript of the gene SKAP2, whose product is annotated as src kinase associated phosphoprotein 2. The transcript is spliced from 13 exons. Gene Ontology annotation, cellular component: cytoplasm; plasma membrane. Lineage: Eukaryota; Metazoa; Chordata; Mammalia; Proboscidea; Elephantidae. The coding region runs from base 165 to 1250 and encodes 361 amino acids. Gene Ontology annotation, molecular function: protein binding. The record is from RefSeq and is a predicted model, not a curated record.